AUGGGGUACAAUCGAAAAUCGUCGGAUCCCUCGUUACACAACAAACAACAAUCUCCCCAUCAACAGACUAUGCUGCAACAGCAGUCGAAAAGACAUCAGCCAAGACUAUCACCACAUCAUCCAACAACGCCCCAACAACAAAUGUAUCAACCAUAUCAACAACAGCGCCAGCACCAGUUGCUAGGCGAUCCGUUUGCUGAAAUGUCAACGGUGACACAAGAUGCACCAGCUAGUUUCAAGUCAAGACUAAAACAACAACAGAUUUCACAAUUGCAGUCACAGCCACUGCCGACGUCAACGCCUACUCAGAUCCUAACACAGACGCAGACAGCGAUUCAAUCACAGCCGCGGCAACAGCCAUUACCACAACAGCAUCAACAACAACAACGACAGCAGUCAACGCAGCGUGAAGCACAGCUGCCGAUAACGCAGCCGUCUAUGUCUCCAGCGCACAUUUCGUCGCCCAUGGCGUCCAGCCCAACGGUGGCAGCGCAACAACAACAACUUCAGCAUCAACCGCUGCAAAUCCAGCAACAUCAGCUGCAUCAGCCACCACACCAGCCCCCAACACCGACAUCAAUACCAUCACAUGAUUUGGCUAACAUUCUGAACGAAACAGCCACCUCGAACGGCUCUUCCACAUUAGCCGUGGUGGCUAACGACAGCAACAACAGCAGCAGCAACAGUUCGAUCAACAGAAUUGUCUACAAUCAGCCCACCUCAGUGCAUGACGAUGACCGACAAUCGGUGAUAGACCUAACGUUAGUACACUCGAGCUUAGUUCGCAAAUCUUACUGGGAAAUUAGGGAUAAUUACACUUUUAACUAUGAAAUUAUAUUCGAUAUAAAUAUAACACACGAACAACAGCGUGUACCGACCCUAAAAGAAGUAACUGGCGACCCACCACGUUCGAUCCAGACCUUUUUGAAGAAGUCUUCAGACUAA
Molecule: messenger RNA, 945 nt
Organism: Bactrocera latifrons
Lineage: Eukaryota; Metazoa; Arthropoda; Insecta; Diptera; Tephritidae
Product: vacuolar protein-sorting-associated protein 36-like
Exons: 3
Coding region: 1-945 (314 amino acids)
Source: RefSeq, a predicted model, not a curated record